UGAUGCUGCUUGGCUCCAUAUUACCUUGUUAGCAGGUUGCAAGCUAACUGAAUACAGGCAGUAGGUACAGUGCAGCUUCACGGGGAUGUCCCACCCUUUGUAAUAAGCGCUCAGCUCUCCGAGGUUUUUAUCGGCUCCAUACAAGCACGACUGAAACUUUUCAUCUGUGCCGAGAUGACGACGCGAUCAGAGAGAGAGAAAGCUCAGAAACUGAAUGAGCAGCAUCAGGCCAUUCUGUCUAACCUGCUGAGAGAGGACGAUAACAAGUACUGUGCUGAUUGUGAGGCAAAAGGUCCUCGGUGGGCAUCAUGGAACCUCGGGGUGUUCAUGUGUAUCCGCUGUGCCGGAAUCCACCGCAACCUUGGCGUCCACAUCUCAAGAGUUAAAUCUGUAAACCUGGACCAGUGGACACCUGAGCAGAUCCAGAGUAUGGUGGACAUGGGAAACAACAGGGCCAGGCAGCUGUAUGAAGCCCAUCUCCCGGAGAGCUUCAGACGGCCACAGACGGACCAAGCAGUGGAGGUCUUCAUCCGUGACAAGUACGAGAGGAAAAAGUACUACGACAAGGAGGCCAUGGCCACAGCUCCACAGAGGUCUUCUGAAGCUGCUCCUUCAUCCUCCUCCUCACCGUCCUCUCAGGCCGACAGGAGCAGACAGGAGUCAGAGAGCAGAGCCGACAUAAAGGAUGGCACAGAGCCGGCUGUGGACCUGCUGGGCCUGGACGCUCCAGAGGGAGGGAAGAACUCGGGUGAUGAACUAGACAUCUUUGGACCAAUGGUGUCCAACCCUCUCCCUUCGUCCGGGAACCCACAGCAGGCCCAGUCUGGUUCCAGUACAGCAGCACCUUCAGCGGCAGACCCCUCCACCUCCUCCUCGGCCUCCUCCUCUACCUCCACCUCCACAACCACAAAGGCGGAGCAGAAGAAACUUUUAUCUAAAGACUCCAUCCUGUCUCUGUAUGCCAGCACCUCAGUGGGCAGUCAGCCCCAGAGCCAGCAACAGCCUGCUCCUGGACAAGGAGGGAUGUACAUGGGCCAGCCUCAGAUGCAGUUCGCUCCACAGGGUUUCGCUCCAGGGAUGGGUGGAGCAGUCCCUCCCAUGGUUGGAGGAGCCAUGAUGCCUAAUGGAGGCUACAUGGGCAUGCAGCAGCAGCAGCAGCAGGGCACCAUGCCAGCUAACCAAGGACAGAACAUGUACAGUGUGCAGCAAGGACAGCAGCAAGGACAGUGGAACAUGAGCCAGAUGACCCAGCAGAUGUCAGGCAUGGCCGUGAGUGGCGGAGUUCCAGCGCUGACCACUUUCAGCCAAUCAGGGGCCCCAGCGGCUGGUUGGCCCGCAGCUGCACCAGCGGCGUCAGGCCAGACCCUCAGCACUCAGCUGUGGAAGUGAGGAGCAGGACGUCCAGAGGAUGAGUACGGGCGGGGAAGGGGAGGUCACAUGAAAACAACAUGGCUGAUACUUCCUCCUCCAUCUACUCACAGCUCAGAAAUGAAAAAAAAAACGCACAAGUGGGGUCGUUAAACUACCCCUCAAUCCCCCUCCUUAAUCCUAAUACACCUUUACCUUGGCUCCUUUAAAAGAUGACAUCACACAGGAUGGAGUGAAGAAAAAAAAGACAGACUGGCAGCUGUUGUUUUGUGUCUUUUAUUCCUCUUACUCCUUCUUGAUUUUCUUUUGUUGUUGUCUGAAGAAAGAGACAAAAACAGCAGAUCGACAGAAAAGAAAGCUGCUGGACUGAAAACUCUGAGUGUCUGAUCUAGUAAUAUUAUAUCAUUACCAAAAUGAGUAGUUAGUGAAUAGUAUUUCAAUACCUACCGUAGAUAUGGCUAUCUCGUGGUUGGUCUAUGCUACCCUCUCCUCUCCCGUCUUCUCUUUGCUGUGUAUAUUGUAGCUCCCUCCCCUCCUUCCUCUCUUCCUCUCUGCAGGGCGAGCAGAGCCUUGUAGCAGAUAGUCGUCUGAGCAGUACUGUAUCUAUGUGAAUAAGAUGUGAACCUGACACUGUUUUCAGAGCCAUAAGAAAGAGAGGCUGCUUCGACUCUCACCGACUUUGUUUGGUUUGUGUUCUCUUCAUCAUGUGACACACACUCUUUGUUUACUUUGAAGCAAGUUUUAGCAUAGCUGACAUUGACGUGAUGCUGCUAAAGCUGGGCUCAGACUACAGGAGUUGAAAUCCUGACUGAUUUGAAAUUAGCACUGCAUCACACGUAGAAGGAGGAACUUCUCAGAUGUUUGUUUUCAUCAUCUCUAAUGUUGAGGUUGUUAUGUGUGCCAGAGGGAGCAGUGUUUAUAAAUGUAAUAUAAUCAUAUUGAGUGGUCUAACAGGUUUAAGAUAUUUACUUUGCACACCCAGCCCUGUGAGGGGGACUUUUGAAAGAAAGCUCAUCUCCUGUUACCUGUCUGCUUACUCAACUUGACACGUACAUGCACUGCAGGUGUAGCCACAAGAGGAUAUAUAAUGCAGCAUACAGUCUGUGUGAUAGGUUCACAUACAUGGCCUCAGUGUAAACCAGACAUCUACUUAACCAUCCUUGCAAUACUGUCUGUGAGAGGAUUACAAUCUCUCUUUUGUUUAUGGUGUAAAAGCAGCUGACACACAGUCUCCAUAUACACAGUGAUCAGUCCACUGUGUGCUCAGGUGAAGGUCUGCACUGAAGUAACAUCACAGACUUCUCUUUGAGAAUGGUCAAUGAAGAUGAUUCACAAGUGAGCUUUUCUUUUGCAUCAAGCAGCAAGAAGGAGCAUCAUGUCGUGUCUAAUUUAACAGACAUUACAUAUCUUGAGGUGUGACUAUUGUACUUAGUCAUUAAUCGAUAUAUUACUAUAGUUCUUGAUUAGAAAAGGGUUGUUGAGACAAGGUGGUCCUUAUCCUUUAUACAUAAACAAAAACUGAAGGUCAUAUUUCACCUAUUAUUAAGGUAGCCCAAGCUUGCAUCAGGGCCCAAAUGUUUGUCAUACAAGGAGGGAAGCCGCAGGGCUAUCAUCGGCUCUCGCUAAAGAAAAGAAUGUGGUUAAAAUGUAUUUUUUUCAAUAAGGCAUUAAUUGUAAAGACAUAGACUAUGGGAAACACGCCAACUGGUUUCAACCACACUGGGUCAUCUUUCAGGUGUGGCUAGGUAGAGUCUUGACCGCCCCUCUUCUCAUGGUAACUUGUAACCUCCAAGGGCACCUGGUUUCUGCCUGGAGUCUACUCUACUACCACCAAGACAGCCACAUCCUUACUAUAUACAGAUACCCAACAUCAAUGUAACAUCAGCAAGUAGAAACUUCUCUUUAACAGACAGAGACCUUGGACAGAACCAGACUCAUGGUGAACAGCCAUCUGCUGUGACUUACCAGAUCAUCUGAGCCAAACAAUGAUCAAGGGUCCAAACUGGAUUGUCAGAGGUGUGAAUUUGGUAUAGGUCGUCACAAAGCUCCUGUAGUCUGAGCCCAGCCGGAGACAGCUGAUGUUCACAUUCAUUGAUUACACAAUCAGUGUUACAUCAUUCAACAAUUUUCCUUCAAAGAUUUCUAAAAGCUUGUGAUCAUGAAGUCAAAGACUGUCUCAUUUCAAACUUGCGCACACAAAGGUGGUUCCUAAACUUGAUUCAGUACAGGAUAUGAGGACAUAAAAUAACAUUUCUUGAUUGUUAAAAAUGGUCUCUAAUCAAAAUUUUUGCUUUUUAAAAAACAGCAACAUUCAAAGAGUUGAAUGCCCCUAAAAUCGUUGACAUAUUCAAACUGUGACAAUGUUUAUGGGUCACAAGUAGUAGUAGGUGCAGAAGCCCUGAGGGGAAAGUGAGGAAGAUAUCUCUGGUGAUCCAUGUUCUAUGUUUUAUUUAAACUGUUUUUGCUCCUGUGUGUAAGACCGGGGAACAGCUGGAAAUAAAAUGUUAUGCUGGAUCUUUUUUUACCCAGUACUUACCAAAACUUAAGCAGUCUGGCUGGAAGAACUCAUUGAUUCACUGAAAAGGUCAAAAACAACUACAUCACUGGUAUAUAUCAGUAACACCGGCUGUGAUCCAACUUUAAAUGUACAGUAUCAGUUCUCGUAUCAGUAAGUGAAUAUAUUGGUCCAGCCCUGUUUCUAAUCCUGCUAGCUCAUUAUAAACAUCCCAGAACUCAAAUGUCAAGAAUUCCCUUUAAGUCUCAGUAAUUACUGGGCGGCCCCGGGUCCCCUGGGUGUCUUUGGGAGCCACGCUGUGCUGUUUUGAUGUCUUUAAAACCAAACUAGCUGGCUUCAUUGGAAACUGUGCUCCGACCCAGUUAAGAUGUUCCUUGUUUUUCAAAUGAGCCGUUUCCCCAGCACUCCCCGAGGCGAAUUAAAGCUCGACUGGAAUCACAGCGGUUUGUCUUUACUGCACUUUAAAUAGCAGAGCAGGUUCUGUCUGUAUCUCGGGCUGGGGCUGUGGAUACAGGCAGUGUUCAGGGAGCAGCAGAAAAAUGUGAACUGUUACUUCACGUCCCACUGCAGCACAGGAAAUCCAGCUUUUUUUUUUUUUUUUUUUUUUUUUUUUUUUUUUUUUAACUGGACCAAUGUGACACCCAUGAUGUUGCUCUCUUCAUGUGUAUCCCUGAUUACUGUGUUCUGCCAUCCGCCAUCUUUAUUGUGGUGUUUUGUUGUGUGCAGUUCAAGAGAAGCACAGUUAGUCUGAAGCAAAUAAACCUGGAUGACCAAUCAGAGAGCCAGACUGGCAGGACGAGGCACAGGAUUGGACAGUGAUAGUAAAAGAGGACCUGAAUGAAAACUCUGGAUGGGUCCUGUUAACACUGUCCAGUCCUUGUUUGUUCAUAUAUAGUAAGAGCAAAGAAACAUAAGUAUUCAUAAACAAACACUCUGUACAGACCUAAACAUUCUCCUGUCUUAUACAGCAGCUUUAUCAAAGGCCUGAAGCUUCAAAAUAUGACAAUCUAGGUAUCACUCGACAGUCAAUUGAGCACAUGUAGGACUAGCAAUAAUAAAUGUUCAGCAUCGUGUUUGACUUAUAAGAUGAGAGAGUUAGCUUAGUGAUACUGAAUAAGCACUGGGCUGCUAGGCUUUCAACAAAGUGCUUGCUGAGCAAAGUGUCACACUGCCACCAACGAGCUAAGCAUACAAGUGCAGCUUAUCAGAUUGAUGUCAGUGGGCAACCGCAUCACAAAAGCCGGCAGAGCAAUUAAUGGAUGGCAGUUGACUGCCGGUCAGUCAACACUGUGAAAGACUCAGAUGUCCUCAGGUUGGCAUGUUUUGAUCAGUCAUAUGUUAUCUUUGCUGCACUGGUCGCAGGCUCAGUUCUCUGCCCCAACACGAUGUGGUGAAUGUAAUCCACCUCUCUCUCCACAUAUGUCCUGACAAUAAAGGGUUUUUGUUAAAUAUAUUCUGAUAAAAUGAAGUACUGCCAUGUUGUUGUGAUGUUUCAUCCCUUUCAGAUAUUUAUAUAUGUGAAAAAGAAGUAAACUUGUAACCAGUAGUCGAAAUUGCAUCUUGAUUUCACACAUGGACUGUGUAUAAAUAUGGUCAAAGUAUCUCCUUCUUUUCCCAUUGUACAAUGAAGCCAAAUUACAGCAGCUAUAGGUGCUGGUACUUCAGUGGUAGCAGUGUGGCUUAGAGCUGUAGUCGGGCCUUAAAAGUUAGACCUGACCCGAGCCCGACAGAAUUCUGCCCGAUCCUGUCCGAACCCGAAUGACCUAGAUUUUUUUAUAGCCCAAACCCGUAUACAGCCCGACUGCCCCGACAUUAUUCAUUACUGGUGUGGCUAAUUUUGCAAGUUUUGGGUAGGAUGGUCUGUCUUCCACCAGCCAAGAACAUCGGUUUAAUCUUCCAUGACAGUCGUUUUAAUGUAGAGAGAUACCUCGUCGUCUUCCCAGUCAGCUCGCUGUACAUUUUCCCACUCCUCAAAAUUCGCUCUUUUUGGCUGGAGGAUGAGUGUGCUCGUCUCUGGAGAGCUCUGGGUCUCAAGUCUCCACAUCUCGUCGUGCACCUGCAGCACCAUGCAUAGCUUUCAGAAUAGUGCGGGCAUGAGCAUGUACGGCCUCCCUGUCUGAGUGUGACAACAUUCUCAGCUGGUUAAAUUUUGACCAUGGAAUGAUGCGAUCUUAUAGAGGUCCUGUAUUAUCACUUUACGCGCGAGCCAGUGCUCGUACUGUUGACGCACGACUGCUUGCUGAGGGGAGUCCAGAAUCACCUGACCGUUCAUUUACCGCGCAAGCCCGAGCCCAGCCCGAGCCCAUGUAAAAUGGUAGAAAUUAUGACCGAACCAGACCCGACGGUCGGGUUGGGUCGGGUUCGGGGACGGACAAAUAUCUUCAGCUCUGGUGUGGCUGGUGAAGCAACAGGAUUGAUGUUGAGGCCCUUCCACUGACCAGAAUCCAUCUGCCAAUAAAACAGCAAAGAUCCUUGAGGCUAAAGUCAGAGCGGAUUCUUUUAUCUGUUUGAAGAAGACAUGCAUAGUUAUGGAUAGUUCAAUGACGUAAUAGGUGUUCAUCUCUUCCUGCUCUACUCUGCUACACAGGGCUGCAGGACGCACAUUUGUCAACAGUGCUGUGAAUCAUGGCAUUAUACUGCACUUUAUGGCAUCAAAUAACUAGUUCAAGCCACGAGUUGCAGAAACUGAACACUUGACAUAAACCAGCAUGAUGAGAAGUAACUCUUAUAACAAAGACGAUGUUUGAGACAUGUAUUUUUUAUUUUAAAAUUCAGCCCAUUUCCCAUCUGUUAACAUAGAGGAGGCAGAGUUAAUGAGCUAUACCACAGUCAGCCAGUAGAGGGAGCUCAACAAAAAAUUGGCUUAAUUUCAUGAGGGUGACAUCUCGUCAUUGUUUCUAUUUUGUCUAUGUUUAGAACCCUUCAUCGUCAUCACUCUACCUUACAUCCUUAACAUACGUUUGUCGUCAUACUGCACUGCCUGACUUGAAAAGCACAUCAAAACGUGAGGAGUCUAGAAACGGUGCUAGAGAUAAGUCUACAAUAUCAGACUUUGAAGCAUUAAUCCACUGAAAAAAGCUGCUGUAUCUGACAAGUUGGAAGUGGAAACAAAGGAGCAAUGAACAACAGAACAUACAAACACACACAUGUCAAUGCACAGAGUUUAAAACCCACUGCCGAGUGCUAAAGCAGAGAUUCAUGUCCGUACACACAGGGUCCCUCUGCCAUGCAAUAACUGUAGCACUCACACACACAUGAUUAGUGUGAAUGACACACUACAUAUUCAAUAGAGUCCUCCAGGUUUAUUUCCAAUGUGUUUACAAUAUCUGGUGCCUAGUAAAGAGGAAAAAAAAGUGGUUUCCGUGCAUUAAAGUAAAUAUCCAGGUCUGUGUUCAUGUGUGUCUUUGACUCUUAACUGUAAAUGUACUGUUUGAACUUUCUGGAUUUGAUUUGUUUGCUCCUUUUUUUCUGUUCCAAGUUUUACGGGAGGGUCAUUUAAAUAAAGGCUAUUGAAUCCUG
This is a messenger RNA of Notolabrus celidotus (New Zealand spotty), 7402 nucleotides long. RefSeq names its product stromal membrane-associated protein 1-like. The record is from RefSeq and is a predicted model, not a curated record. Gene Ontology annotation, biological process: regulation of clathrin-dependent endocytosis. NCBI's taxonomy places the organism in Eukaryota, Metazoa, Chordata, Actinopteri, Labriformes, Labridae. Gene Ontology annotation, molecular function: GTPase activator activity; metal ion binding. The coding region runs from base 175 to 1389 and encodes 404 amino acids. The transcript is spliced from 10 exons.